UAUAGAAAAUAUAUUUCAAGUACGAAUAUUUCUGGGCAAGAGGCAGCUCAGAUGGAGGACAAAAGAUAUAUUGAUAAUCCGUACAAGGACUACAUCCAGGGUGAAAUCGAGAGCCUGCAGAGCAGCGAGCAGUACAUUAGGAGCUUGAUCUGCCGCCAUGUGAAUGCGAUACUGGCACUGCCUGUGUCCGACAACCAGUACGAGGACGAGCGCGAAAACCUGUACGUGGGCAGUGCGGGCAUCGCGUACAUGUUCUGGAAGCUGCACGGCAGCAGCAAGGCCCACGGUCUGUGCCCCGAGCCGCUGCAGCAUGCCGCAACCUACGUGCAGCGGGCCAAGGAGUCGGCGCAGCAGUUCAAGCGGAGGAGCUCGGAGCGCUUCUCGUUCCUGAAUGGCAAUGCUGGGAUCUAUGCCGUUUCGGCGGCCAUCUCAAAGGCGCGCGGGGACGACGACGAGCUGGUCGAGGAUCUGGUCAACUUUCGGCUGGGCCUAGCAGCCAGCAAGGCCAAGCUGCACACGAGUGCCGGCCGCGACGAGGUGCUGGAGGGACGUGCUGGCUAUCUGUCCGGCUGCUACUGGCUGAACGAUCUCCUGGAGAAGGCCAUCAGCGACGAGGAGCUGCUCUCCAUUUGCGACACGAUAAUAGAGAGUGGCCGCACAUACAGCCAGAAGCAGGGCGGCCCCAUGCCGCUGAUGUACGGUACCUAUAAGACCCACUACCUGGGCGCAUUGCACGGGAUGUGCGGCAUUCUGCACAUGCUGCUGGAGAGUCCCUGGUUCCGCAAGGGUUCCGCCAUCGCACCCCCAGCUGGCGUCGCCUCGGAGAUCAAGGAGUGCAUCGACUACCUCGUCGGCCUGCAGGACGAGGAGGGCAACUAUCCGUGCUCCUUGGAGUCCAUCCGGUACGGCAACUGCAAGACGCUGCGCCAGUGGUGCCAUGGCGCACCGGGAUUCGCCUACAUGCUGGCCAAGGCCUAUCUCAUCUUCAACGAGAACAAGUACCUGGAGUCGCUGCAACGCGCCGCGGACCUCAUCUGGCAGAAGGGGCUGCUCAGCAAGGGUCCCGGCCUCUGCCACGGCAUCGCGGGCAACGGCUACGUCUUCCUGCUGCUCUUCCGUCUCACCAACGAGCCGCAGCACCUCCAUCGUGCCCUCAAGUUCGUGCUGAUGCUCGGCAAGCCGCACGAUGCCCAGAAGCCACCCGAUCAUCCCCAGAGCCUGUACGAGGGCUGGGCCGGUGCCAUUUGCUUCCUAAUCGAUCUGCUGGAGCCCGACCAGGCGGCGUUUCCCUUCAUGGAUGUUUUCCAUGACCCAGCCUAGAGCCAAGCUCUAUCCUUUGUUUCUAGUUUUGUUCCUUGUUUUUUGCUUCUAUUUUUGUCAACUUUUGUGGCUGUGGCAUGCAACAGAAACACAAACACAACCACACCGAAGAAGGAAACAUUUCCGAAGAUUAUUUCAGGCAAAAAUCAAUCAGUUGAGCGUGGAAAAAGCAGCCCGAAGGCAGAGAGACAAAAUGCAGCACGCAAAUA
Drosophila guanche is the source of this 1529-nucleotide messenger RNA. Its product is annotated as lanC-like protein 3 homolog. The record is from RefSeq and is a predicted model, not a curated record. Gene Ontology annotation, biological process: carbohydrate metabolic process; peptide modification. The coding region runs from base 52 to 1320 and encodes 422 amino acids. NCBI's taxonomy places the organism in Eukaryota, Metazoa, Arthropoda, Insecta, Diptera, Drosophilidae. Gene Ontology annotation, cellular component: plasma membrane. The transcript has a single exon.